This is a messenger RNA of Diorhabda carinulata, 1068 nucleotides long. RefSeq names its product SRA stem-loop-interacting RNA-binding protein, mitochondrial-like. The transcript has a single exon. Bases 1 to 273 code for a protein of 90 amino acids. Gene Ontology annotation, molecular function: mRNA binding. The record is from RefSeq and is a predicted model, not a curated record. Lineage: Eukaryota; Metazoa; Arthropoda; Insecta; Coleoptera; Chrysomelidae.
AUGGCUUCAAAUGGUGCUCGACAACUCUAUAAGAUAUAUGUGAGUAACAUACCUUGGACUGUAAGUCACAGAGAAUUGAAAACGUAUUUUAGUAAAUUUGGACACAUACAACAAGCUUCAGUAGUAUUUGAUAAAAAAACAGGCUUAUCAAAGAAUUACGGGUUUGUAACUUUUAGUACUCGUGAAGGAUUAGAAACUGCAACCAAAAGUAGUUUACACAAGUUAGAGGGAAAUACAAUAAAAUUGCAACCAUUGAAUAGUUCAAACCAAUAAAAAUGGCAGAAUCAGUAGAUAACUUUAGUGAUUUACAAGAAUUAGGAAUAGAUAUAAGUGAUACUGAUACCUUAACUCUUUCAUUUAACAAGGCUGCCCGUCAAGUGCAAAAAUUAGUAACUACUUUGGAUAAUCAAAUAUUGCUCACUCUUUACGGCUAUUACAAACAAGGCACAGAAGGUACUUGUAAAAUACCUAGACCUAGUUGGUAUGAUCUUCGUGCAAAGUCAAAAUGGGAAGCUUGGAAUAAAUUGGGAAAUCUCUCUCAAGAAGAUGCUAAAAAGAAGUAUAUAGAAACUGUCAAAACUGUAGAUCCUACUUUUGAUGAAGAUAUUCAAGAAGCACCAUCUCAACAGUGGAUUAAAGUUUCUUCAAUGAUUGUUGACAAUGAUAUACCACAAUCAGACUUGACAAUUAUUGAUCACAUCAGAAAAAAUGAUAUAAAACAAGUAAAAACUUAUCUUGAAACAAACAAUCCAGAUUUUGUCAGUGAAGGGUUAUACUUAAUUCACUGGGCAGCUGAUGCGGGUAGUAUUGAUAUGCUGAAAACCAUUAUUGAUGCAGGAGCUGAUAUAAACAUCAAAGAUAGUGAUGGACAAACUGCUCUCCAUUAUGCUGCAAGCUGCGGUCACAUUGAAUGUGUAAAAUAUUUAUUGCAGAGUGGGGCUAAUAAAGAAGCGAAAGAUCAUGAUAACAGUACUCCAUCAGAUGUUGCUUUUAAUAUUGCAAUUAAAGAAUUGUUGAGUUAAACAGUAACAAUAUUGUUCAUAUCUUGUUUAUAAAUUUUAAUCAGUA